AUGAUCAUGGAAACGGAGUCUGCCAAGUGCGAGUGCUGCGGGCUGGAGGAGGACUGCACUGAGGAGUACAUCAGCAGGGUGAAGGCCGACUUCGGUGGGAAGUGGCUGUGUGGGCUGUGUUCAGAGGCGGUGAGAGAUGAGGCGGGGAAGGGGAAUGGGAGGAGGAAGAAGGGUUAUGGAGGAUUGGAGGAGGCUGUGAUGGCACAUGCGUCGUUCCGUAGGAGGCCUCACUCCAACCCAGCAAUAGACGUAGUUGACGGGAUGAGGCGGAUGCUGUGGCGGCGGCGGAGGUCGGUGGACAAGCCAUCGGCCUCGUCGCCUGGGAAGCCGGUGAGCCCGUCGCAGGCGGCCGACGAAGCGACCAGAGUUGCAGUCCUCCGGUAG
Messenger RNA from Musa acuminata AAA Group (dessert banana), 384 nucleotides. RefSeq lists its product as uncharacterized. Bases 1 to 384 code for a protein of 127 amino acids. NCBI's taxonomy places the organism in Eukaryota, Viridiplantae, Streptophyta, Magnoliopsida, Zingiberales, Musaceae. The transcript has a single exon. The record is from RefSeq and is a predicted model, not a curated record.